CUUUCCAUUUCUUUUGGGAUCAUUCGAGCGCUAUUCCCGGGAUGAAAGUUGCUUUGAGGGCUUCUCAUCACUUGCUGUGUCACUACUUCGCGCUACUUUUCAUUCAUUGGCAACUUUUCUGGAGCUAACUUUGAUACCCAAAGUUAGGUGAAGUGGCGCCCGUCUUCGUGCCUUGCGAUAUACAAUUUAACCGUUUUUCGGUCGAAAAGUGGGGGAGAAUGACCAAAGCGGUUGCGCCUGUCAAGUGAUUUACUGGCUGUUGUGCACUUCUUUUGUUAACUUUGAACACAUGGUGCAUGUGAAAUGUCGUAAACAGACCUCCGAACAUCCUCUCUUAUCAUCUUGAAAGGAAGCUCAAGGAUACAAAUGGCGCAUGUCCUUAUCAGUUGUUGAACUUUUUGCAUGAUGGAUGCGUGAGGAGUCGCGCUAAACUUUGGGAAAGUCUCUUUCCCCCCCUCCUGUCGCAAGAACUUGUGAUGUUCCUUUGAGAUAAGGGAGCUGGGUAGGCAUGACAACUCUGUGGGGAGAGUAGAGUAUGUGAGGCCAGCACAAUGAGGCACACACUGCGAGGAAGCUUUUUACACAACCCUUCACAGUUCUCCAAAUCUGGCCCCUAGAAGAAUCGCCUAUGUGUGGACUGACUUGUAAUCAACAGAUAACCUUGGUUAUUAAAGUGAUGGUGCACGGUGACAGCCGUGACUGAGGACCUUAAUCUGAAGAGAAGGGAAAAAAAGAAGAAAAAAAAUCUCAGCCUGCAUAAAACUUGUUGCUAAAAUCUACAACAAACCCAAGUUGUUACUUCCCAGCAAGGCAGAGGAGCGCCACUGACUCAGAACUGAAGUUGCCAGAUGCUGCACUGAGCUACAAAUUCAGAGCUUAGCCACUGCAGACAAGCACAAGUGGACUUACUUGGAUAUUAUGAGGAGAGAAAAGUGUUGAGUUUUGUUUUGGAUUGCUGGAUCCGAUCAUUGGUCUGGAGUACCUUUUGAGCUGCGCUUCGCGUCGCUGGACAGACGCUCAUGGUCGCGCUGAGCUGCUUCUGCUGAUCCAAUGCCAAGACCAAGAGUCAGGCAUCAUGUGUUUGUAACCCGAUGAGCAACAGAGAAAUGGUGAGGAAGAAGAAUCCCCCUAUCCGAAGUGUGGGAGGAGAGGAGGAGGAAGAAGAGGAGGAAGAGGGGAAAAAUACAAUAGGUGAAGAGGAAGAAGAGGGUGAAGAGGAAGGAAGAGUUGGAGCAGAAGCUGACCGAAUAAGCCGACCUUCAGAGCCGGAAUCCUCUGACCAGAUCAUAGAUGAGGAACAAGGAGAUGAAGAAGAAGAAGAAGAGGAGGAGGGAGAAAGUGAGUGCAUUUCUUCAUCUGUCUCUCCCUCAUCUGUCGGCCCAAGUGAUGAUCGCAAUGAGGAGAGGAGUGGGAGAAGAAGAGUGAGAGGGAGGGCUAAGCACGGAGGAUCUACUCUUCCUCAUAGACAACAGAACGUUUUGGAUCCCAACGAAAGAGAAAAGUGGGACAUGGAGAACGAGCAGAAUGAUAGAAGGGAGGCGGAUCAUCUCAACCCUAUUCUCCUGACAUCCCGCCUCCUGCCCAGACAGGAAGGAGGGGUGGAGUCAACUGGCACCCCGCCACUUUCUUCCAGCCCCUCUCCUAAACUUCAGGACUUCAAGUGCAACGUGUGUGGUUAUGGUUACUAUGGCAACGACCCAGCUGACCUGUUGAAACACUUUAGGAAGUAUCACCUAGGCCUGCACAACCGCACACGGCAGGACGCUGCCCUCGACACACACAUCCUGGCUCUCCACAACAUGGCGCCCUCACAAACGCUUCUAGACAUCCAGACCGGUCAAGGGCCACGGAACAAAGCCAAAGAAUCUGUAAAGAUGAGGCCUGACGUCAACAUUCAGCCACACAGAACAGUUAUGAUGAAUGGCACAUAUGAUGUCCAAGUCACAUUGGGUGGAACACUAAUUGGGAUUGGCCGAAAGACAUCGGACUGCCAGGGCAACACUAAAUACUUCCGCUGCAAAUUCUGCAACUUCACCUACAUGGGAAGCAACUCCUUAGAACUUGAGCAACACUUCCUGGCGUCGCACCCCAAUAAAGUGAAAAGCGCUCCCCUGAUCACCAACAGCAACCUGACAACGCAUGAAGUUCUUUUGAAAGAAAGGAAUCUAAUUGUAGAGGGGUCUGAGAAAACAGCAGUAAGAGCUGAGGACAAUUCACUGGUUGGAUACUCUAUCCCAGUCAGAGAGAGUUCAGAUUCUUCAAAGUGGACAACCGAAGGAGCUCCUGGGCCCGUUCAGGUCUAUUACUGGUGUAAAUUCUGUAGCUGGAGUUGUGAGUCUUCUGGAGGCUCAGCGACGCUCUUAGAGCACUACGAGCAAAAGCAUAACAUGAACAGGGGGGCGGCAUUGAGCCCCAACAACUAUAAGCAUGGAGGCCUGGAGAAAGGUGGGAGAAGAGAUGUGGAAAAAGAACAACUAACAUCCAAACGUUGCAAAGAUCCAACAAACUCUAGCCAAGGUACUGAAGACGCAACCAGUAAUGAUCCAGAUGCAGUUGUGACGAGCUACAAUUGCCAGUUGUGUGAUUUCCGGUACUCCAUGGCGCACAGCUCUGAUGUGAUCGUGGUGGCGCCGUUGCUGUUGCACUACCAGCACAACCAUUCAAUCCACCGUUGCUGCAUUCAGCACUGCAUGUUCUGUCCACAGGGACUCUGUCAGCCGCAGAAACACCUGGGCGAGGUGUCCCACCCUUUUGCCUGCAGAAAGCCUACCUGCCCCAAAUGUUGCAACAAGUUCCCUCAGUCCAUCAAACAGCACGAACCUGCUCCUGCCAUUUCACCAAGCAAGACGCCUCCGAAUUCCCGAGAUGGCUCCUCUGUUACGCCGACGGUCAAUCCAUCCGACCCUGCAAACCCAAUGGUCUCACAAGGGGUCACUCACCUGUGUGACCAGUGUGCAUUUGCCACCACCGACAUUGAUGUAUUGCUCCAACACUAUGAAAGUUGCCACACCUCGAUUAACCUAAAGGGGGUGACACCUCAUGUGAAGGCUGAGGAGGAGUCCGUGGGUGAAAAAGAGGGCGGAAAAAGAGCGGGAGGAGAGAGAGAGUUCUCUUGUACUAAGUGUCACUUCAGCACAGAAGUAGAAGAGGAGCUUUUCAGACACUACAGGCGCGUUCACGCAUGUUGCAGAUGUCGACAUUGUGACUUUACAGCUCCAGAUUCUUCUGCCCUACUGGACCAUUUCAACUCCGCCCACUGUCAUGACUCCUCCCCCUCGUUGAGCUCGCUCUCAACAAUCUCGUUACCAACCUCACUGACAACUGCGUUGACUCCUUCCUUAACCUUCUCGGCAAACGGCUGCUCCGCUCCCUCUACGCUCGCUAUUAAAGAAGAGAGCAAAGGGGACCUCCGCUUCCUUUACUCACUUGCACCACCUGAGGGGCGGCUGGCCGAGGGAGGGAGAGAAGAGACGACAGGUUUGGUCAAGUGUGAGGGCGGUGAGGAGAAAGACAGAGAGCGGGAAAAAGGUUGGAUUCUGGGAGACACCAGAGGAAUUGGAGAAAGAGGAGGCGAACAAGCCCAUGGCCUCUUGUGGGUGCCGAAGGAGCGGAUGGGUCCAGACAGAGUCAUCGGAAGUGGUAGCCCUGCCAUUUACCCUUCAUCACUGUCCCUGCCUUUUGUUUCAGCCAGUCAAGAGGCCUCGCAGCAAAAAAGAGGCGUGGCUUCACCAAGCAUGGUUUACCUGGGAGACACAAAGUCCUUUUUGGGAGAUACCAAGUCUUUUUUGGGGGAUGCCAAGCUCUACGGAGGAGGAGGGAGAACUGGAGGAACCAACAUGGUUGCCGUGGAAAAACAAGUGGCCUCUCAGCAGCACACGGCAGGAGGUGGGAGUGGAAGUGGAGGCUCACAAGAUGGGAAAGGAGGAGCUUCUAAAGAAGAAUCGCAAUCUCUGCUCCGGAGACGCAGAGGUAGUGGAGUGUUUUGUGCCAACUGUCUGACCACCAAGACGUCGUUGUGGAGGAAGAACGCCAACGGUGGCUACGUUUGCAACGCAUGUGGUUUAUAUCAAAAGCUGCACUCGACACCCAGGCCUUUAAACAUCAUCAAGCAAAACAAUGGUGAACAGAUUAUCAGACGGCGCACGCGAAAACGCCUCAACCCCGACUCGCUGUCCUCGGACAAUCCAACGCCGAAGCAGCCAAGAGUUGGCGGCGAGGAGCGCAUGAACGGAGAGGAGUCUGACAGAAGCUGCGGUUCCGUCAAAAACCAACAGCCGUCGCCUCGCUCGCGCUCCCCCAGAUCCACUCAAGCUUUCCUAGCCAAUCAAACUUUGGAGAUCCACAGGCGCAUGCCUCCGCUUCUUCUGCCGUCCCAUGGCCCGCCCUCUCUGAUCGGAGAAGGAAAUGGAGGACUGGUGGAUGGAGGAAUGGUUUCUAAAGUCGAUGGGGUAAAAGGAGGCGGAGGAUCGGAAAGAGGAAGCCCAAUUGAAAAAUACAUGCGGCCUUCCAAACCAUCCAAUUAUUCGCCUCCUGGUUCACCCAUUGAAAAAUAUCAGUAUCCUAUGUUCUCAUUGCCACUUCCAUUAACCCUGUCACCAGACUUGACCCCUGAGUCUGACUGGCUCAGAUUCUGGACCAAGUAUAAGAUGGCUGCCACCUCCGGCAUCAGUAACUUGGCCAGCCCCGGAGGUCUGGGAAACAACGCUCAUUAUCUCAGUGCGAUGGUGACACCUGUUCCCCAUCAUCAGCAACGCUACACCGUGCCUUACUGUGCCUCUCCCUACUCUCCUCUCCCACCCCCACCAGCUGCUCCUCACUAUCCGCCACCUCCUCUCCAUCCGCAGACAUCGGCGGCGACGGAAAAUGAGGCUCCUCUUGAUCUCGCCAUACGGCAGCGAGAUUCAAACGAUGCGAGCUCAACAAAUGGUGCAGAGGUGCUGAAGCCAGAAGAGAAGGGUUUGGGCGAGCCCUGGAAAGGAGGGACGGAGCAGGAGACGCCACAUGAGGCAGCAAAUCAUGGGGACAAAACGGAAAAUGAAGACAGUUGUUCAGCUCGUCAUAAAAUGGUGGAUGUAGCUACACAGGAUGACCUGACCAAUCACUGCGUCCACUGUGGAAUCUACUUUCUAGAUGAAGUCAUGUACGCACUGCACAUGAGUUGCCAUGGCGAUCAGCGGCCCUACCAGUGCAGCUUCUGCCUUCACGUUUGCGCAGAUCGCUAUGACUUCACCACACACAUACAGCGAGGAUUACACAGGUACACAGACAAAACGCCCCAACAGAGGGGACAGGUGCAAUAUAGCCAAAUUCAGACGACAGAGUGUGAAGGGAACCUGGAAGGUGAGGAUCCUGGUGAUGGCGAGGGAUUUGUCGGAGCGCUUCAUGCCGACCAAGCUAAAGACACUUCAGAGGAUGGCGCUGCAGCUAAAAAGAAGCAUCAAGGAAACACAGCUGACCCAGAAGAGGAAAGUGAGAUGGCGUCAGAAGAUAUCGCCGAUGACAUCAGAAAUAACACAGAGGUCAUGUCUGACUCUAAAAAGUUAAAAGACAGCAAGGUCACUAAUCUGUUGCCUUGAGCUCCCGCAGGCCCUUAAAUGUGCAUGUUGUCUCCGAUAAGCUGAACUCUUCCAUAGCACUGGAGGCUAGCUAACGUCAUAUCUGGCCUAUCAUUGACUGGAACCCCUCCACACGCUGGAAGCAAUCGGCUGUCAAAUGGUCAAAAAAAUCAUUGUCAUUUUUCCAUGUUUUUCUCUCGCUGCCGCCCCUCCAACUCCUGACGUCCCCCUGACAGAUUCCUGGCAAGAAUGCAACUCAGAAUGUCGGGCAUGAAGCAGGAAACCACCGUCAACGAAUAACCAUGUCAUAUGCAUGCUGAACCAAUUCAAGCGCUCGACCAAGAGUAGAUGUGGUUUUUCGUUGAUCCCUGCACACCUUACAGCAGAGCAUCUCAGCAUCCGAAUGUUGGAACUUGACACCGUGCUGAGUCAGUCUAAAGUGACUCAGUUCUUCUUUUUUUUGACAGUGUGAAAGGAUCCAAAACCAAAACCAACUUUUUGACCUUUCACAUGGAAACGGUGUGUCCAUGCGGCAUUCUUCUGGUACUAAUGGAUCAGUUUUUGUAUCUGUAAACUGACUGCAUUUGCAAAGCAAAGUGGCUUUUGGGUAUGGAUUUCCCACGCCUCUUCAAACUGCUUGAAACCAGUAGCAACUGGGAAAACCGGUUUUAAUACCGACCGAAGUGUUCUCUUGGUCCUGAGGGACCAAACCAAGUGACAUUAUUUUGUACCUUCCUUUGUGCCAUGAUACUAGCUACGUGCCUGGCUGCCUGCCUCAUAGGACAACCAUCUAUUAACCUGCUUAACAUUUAUAUUAAUGUUAUAGAUAAACAAAAAAACAUGCAAUUUGCUCCAUGUGUUAUUUUGUAAAAGGCAGGAAACGGUACCUUAAUUAGUGUAUUUGAGUCUUUGUUCAUGUUUGUGUUUUUUUUAAUGGAGGAUUGUUACACUUGCUAACAAAAAAAAAACGGUACAGCAACAGCGGGUAAUGUGUCCAUUUGUGUUACCAUGUUUGUGUGUGGAAGGGCCAACAACCUCACAAAAAGAAUGAAGGCAUACGCUGGGUUUCUCACUCCUCAGGGGUCAUUUUAGUUGCACACCCACCCUCCUCUUCACAACAUCAAUAUGCGGUUACAUAUUUUUGCAUGUUCAUUAAUGCUUCCAUUCGUUCUUUAUUCUUGUAUAUUGUGUUUUUUUGUGUGUGUUUAAGUAGGUCAAUGUGGCUCUAGUUAUUCAUUUUUCACAUGCCUGGUUUCUAAUAGAAACAACCUUAACUUUAUAUAUAAAUAUAUAUAUAUAUAUAUGAAAAGAACGAUCUGAAGUUGGGAGUUACUGUACUUGUUUGCACUGUGAUACAUCUUCAGUGUUUCUGAUGGUUCGCCUUUAUUAUAUGUAGCAAGCAUAUGGCCUCAAAAAACGUAGGUUGCCUUCAAACGAAAUGAGCUGUAAAACACAUGUGCAUGAAAAAUGCCUUUCAGGAGUCUUUGUGAUUGUUUGAUUUCCGUUCUGCGACAUUCAUCCAGUAUCAACAAUAGUUAUUUCUACGUAUUUGUUCCACGCACCCAGCACAAGUUAGUGAUUAUAAUCCUUAACUUUCACAUACUAAGGUUUCGUGACAAAGAGGUCCUUCCUUUUUAUGUUUAGUCUGAUUUAUUCAAUGAGCUUUGAGGUGAAAAUGAAUGGAAUGCAACACUUGCAAUAGUCAAAAUAUGUGCAGCGGAGGUAGAUCACAUCUCACUGCUCCCUCUGUUUUCGACUCGCCUUCAUGCCCUUUGGUGAAAGUGGUCAAAGGCGUAAAGCUCAUUGUGGAAGCGGGAAGACAUAUCACAGUCCCACACAUAAAAUGUGGGACUAAAUACCAAAACUAAAAGCACGUCAGUCAGUUUUAUCCUGGCAUACCUUUACAUACAACUAUUAAAAUAAAUCACUAAAUAAAGAUUCAUCAGAUCGCAACUGUACGCAUUCCAAGGUGGGGAUGGACUCUUCCAUUGUCUUUCAACGUCAAGACUUGUGGUGUAGAAAUCUGAACAAAAAAAACUGCAACAAUGGCACAAGUGACUCUUCAUGGCAGGAUUCCUUCAGAAAUAUGUGUUUGAACUCAAAGGGUUUGUCUCAUCCUUGUCGUGCAUACUGAUGCAAACACAAGUAAAAGUUUAUUUUGCGUAAUUUGGGGCCUUAAAACAGCUCAACUGAUGAAGGUUUAUGAGUGGCCUCACUUCAUCCUGUUUUCUUGCAUUGUUCUUUUUUACCACAGUUUCAGAGCUGAACGUCAUGUUGACUCAAGAGUGCGAUCAAAUGACUUCAACACCUCCGAACUGUUGACAGUCCUGUCAUUCCCAUCACCAAGUGUUUUACACCAUACAUUUUCUACGUCAAAUUUGAGGAGGAAAAAUGAACCCAAACCUUUACUAAGCCUUUAACGUUAGGGAAAUCAAUCUGAAAUGUACCUUGUCUUUCAACUCGUUCUCUUGUGGUUGCACUUCAUUCAGGUGAAGUGAAGCGUCGCUGAGAUAACCUUCUAUUUUUAUACCAAGAAUCACAUGCCUUGCUGCCUUAGUUACCUAAAAACAAAAUUGAAAAAAAUGCAAUUAAAAAUAUUGGUGGGAAAAAAAAAGAUAUUUUUCUAUGCUUGUUCAUAUCAAGUGCCUGGGAGCAUGCGGCUUAAGAUCAUAUCAGUUUCCCCCAACUGUGACAAGGACGGUAUUGAUCAGUUGGAUGACAGAGAAGAACACUGCUAUUACUCUUGUUUCUUGUAUUGAUUGAUUUGGCACAAUGGGAGUUCUCCAUAGCUUCUUACCAGCACCCUCUGCUACUUAACCAGUUAAAGAUGAAAUGUUUUGGUGUAGAUUCAAAAUGUGUUUUUGCAAGAUACUGCCAUUCAGGUGUGCACCUGGCUAGAGAAACUUAUAUAUAUAUAUAUAGAUCCCAGUUCAUUCCUGUUGUAAGGCUGUACACUGUGGUCGCAGUGUCUACAGUCAGUCAGGCGCUCUUCUCGUCUCUUUUGGUGAAGGACAGAAGAUCUAGUUCAAGAUUUACAGAGGGAUUUCAGUGAACAGAUGAGUGUUUGCAGCAUAACAGAGUUGGGGUUGGAUGCUCUGUUGUCAUCCUUCCGGUGGAAGGUGCUGGACAGGAUUAGGCUCGCUGGGAAUGUUUACUGUUUGAGAAGUGUUGCCUUCUGACCGAGCCUUCGAUUUGAAAGGGUGGAGAAGAAGUGAAUGAUAUUGUACUUUAGCUACCACACCUACCUAAGACUUGUUUAACCCUGCUUUAACAAAUAUGUUGCACUUGUCAGCCCAAACACUCCUGUAGAUGUUCUUGAAACGUGUGGCAGCGAGUAUCUUUUUGUUUACGUUGGUAGAAAGUAGUCAGACUCGCAGUGUACCCAAUGCAUUGUCCUGAAAUUCCUGAAUUUGCAAUCCACAAACUAAAGAAAGUUUAUUUUACCACCACUGAACAAACAUUUUGAAGUAUCUUUUUGGAUUUACAUUCUUUAUUGUAGCUGAGCGAUCUGCUACAAGACUAAAUGGGCGUCCAGGCUCAGCGAUGGGUACUUAUGAAGAGAUCGACCUAUUAAUGGACUAGAUGGAAUGAAGUUGAACUCCAUCACGUCAAUGUUAAAUCUCUCUCUAUAUCCACUCUUCUUCUUUGCUGUCCCUGGUUCUCUUAAAUCUGUCUUUUGUUUGUGUUUUCCACACUGAUCCUGAAGUCACAAUGUUUCAGGAACUGUGCUUGCAGCAGUUUUUAUACAAAAAAAAAACUCCAAAAUAAAAAGUGUAUUUAUUAAUUGCUCCUUAAAAUUCAUGAUAGGCUGAGCAGUUGGGUCAGGACGGAAUCACAGCAUGUUUUUUGUUUGUUUUUGAUGCCAAUUUGAAUCAACGUUUACAUUUUUGUACAAGGCGCCUUAACAAUUUCUUAAUCAUUACAUUGUUGCCUUUCCGAAUGUAUUAAAGACUAUGUUGCUUGCA
Synchiropus splendidus (mandarinfish) is the source of this 9520-nucleotide messenger RNA. It is a transcript of the gene trps1, whose product is annotated as trichorhinophalangeal syndrome I. Lineage: Eukaryota; Metazoa; Chordata; Actinopteri; Syngnathiformes; Callionymidae. Gene Ontology annotation, molecular function: DNA-binding transcription factor activity; zinc ion binding; RNA polymerase II transcription regulatory region sequence-specific DNA binding. The record is from RefSeq and is a predicted model, not a curated record. The coding region runs from base 1092 to 5576 and encodes 1494 amino acids. The transcript is spliced from 11 exons. Gene Ontology annotation, cellular component: nucleus. Gene Ontology annotation, biological process: regulation of transcription by RNA polymerase II.